This is a messenger RNA of Onychomys torridus (southern grasshopper mouse), 721 nucleotides long. RefSeq names its product interferon induced transmembrane protein 5 (gene Ifitm5). Gene Ontology annotation, cellular component: plasma membrane. Lineage: Eukaryota; Metazoa; Chordata; Mammalia; Rodentia; Cricetidae. The record is from RefSeq and is a predicted model, not a curated record. Gene Ontology annotation, biological process: bone mineralization; bone morphogenesis. Bases 34 to 438 code for a protein of 134 amino acids. The transcript is spliced from 2 exons.
AGUCUCAGCUAGGAAGACACGGCGCUGGAACCCAUGGACACUUCAUAUCCCCGUGAGGACCCCCGGGCUCCAUCAUCUCGCAAGGUUGGUGAUGCGGCCCACACGGCCCUCUCCAUGGGAACACCGGGCCCUACACCACGAGACCAUCUGCUCUGGUCAGUCUUCAGCACGAUCUACCUGAACCUGUGCUGCCUUGGUUUCCUGGCGCUGGUCCACUCUGUCAAGGCCCGAGACCAGAAGAUAGCUGGGGACCUGGAGGCUGCGAGGCAGUAUGGCUCCAAAGCUAAGUGCUACAACAUCCUGGCUGCGAUGUGGACAUUGGUGCCUCCAUUGCUGCUCCUCGGUCUGGUGGUGACUGGAGCCCUGCACUUAUCCCGGCUGGCCAAAGACUCUGCGGCUUUCUUCACCAUCAAGUUUGAUGAUGAGGACUAUAACUAAAAGCCCCGAGCCUGUCCUAAACCAAGGACAAGGAUGCCAGGCCACUGACCCCAGGUGCCCAACACCAGCUCCCAGGAGUUUAUGGCCUACCAUAGCACCUUGAUCCCUGCCCAACCAUGACCCCAGAGGCCAUGUGUAAUCUUGUCUACCAUGUGUAAUCGACACUGACCCACUCAGACCCUUAGACUUUACCUAGAGGGUCCUUAGCACCUGGCUUUGCCCCUUUCCCCCCUACUUACCAGGGUGAGCCUCCAUUCAUGAUUAAAGGUGGCAGAUUCCAGAA